Molecule: messenger RNA, 1981 nt
Organism: Ipomoea triloba (trilobed morning glory)
Lineage: Eukaryota; Viridiplantae; Streptophyta; Magnoliopsida; Solanales; Convolvulaceae
Product: heat stress transcription factor A-6b-like
Exons: 3
Coding region: 564-1637 (357 amino acids)
Biological process (GO): regulation of transcription by RNA polymerase II
Cellular component (GO): nucleus
Molecular function (GO): DNA-binding transcription factor activity; RNA polymerase II cis-regulatory region sequence-specific DNA binding
Source: RefSeq, a predicted model, not a curated record
AGAUUUUGCAAAAGUAGGUUAAAGUAAAUUGUGAGAGGAAAAGGGAGAGGAGUGUGGGGGCUCAAAAUAUCUCAAGCACCAUGGCAACUGCUCUACCAUACACAAUUCAUAAACUAAUGCAUUUUCUCUCUCACUACCUACCUAUUUCACUAAUCUCUCUCUCUCUCUCUAUAUCCUCCAUUGCAGCAUAUUCCCAAAGCUUUCAUCUUGUCUCAUCAUUUCCCCCAUACCCAAAACCCUAUCAUUACUCUCUUGAUUCAUACACUGCUCAAUUUUCAACUCUCUUGGACUCAUCCAUUCUUGAAAAGCUAGUUAGGAAAAUGACUGAUCUUCUCUCUCUCUCUCUCUAUCACACUCAUUUGUUGUUCAUCUGAUUAAAUCUUGAUGAUAUAUCACUAAUCCCAAUCUUGUCUCUAUACCCAUUUCAAGAAAAUCCCAGAAACCAAUACCCUUUGAGCCAAAAUCCCCAGCAAAGUUUUCCCCAGCUCACUGGGACAAUCAAAACAUUACCUUUUCUUGUGUUCCUGUGAGUUCAAUUCAAGAAAAUCCAAGAAUUUGCAGCCAUGGAUCCAUUUGCCAGCAGGGUGAAAGAGGAGAUGAUGGGGUGGAGUUCUUCUUCUUUGUGUGUCAACGAGGAUUGUUUCGACAUGUCCGAGGAUAAUAACCAUGAUGUUCCUCAGCCCUUGGAGGGGCUUCAUGACACUGGCCCUCCACCAUUCCUCACAAAAACUUAUGAGCUUGUGGAGGAUCCGACAACCAACGACAUCAUUUCUUGGAGUGGAGGCAACAACAGCUUCAUUGUUUGGGAUCCCAGGAACUUUGCCACCAAUCUCCUUCCUAGGUACUUCAAACACAGCAAUUUCUCCAGCUUUGUACGCCAGCUCAACACUUAUGGAUUCAGGAAGGUUAAUCCAGACAAAUGGGAGUUUGCCAAUGAAGGAUUCUUGAGAGGGCAAAGGCACUUACUGAGAACCAUAAGGAGGAGGAAAACACCUCCACAAACCCAAUCUUCUGGGCAAGCCUUAGAGUGUUGUGUUGAGGUGGGAAGAUUCGGAUUGGACGGCGAAAUUGAUCGGUUAAAACGCGACAAGCAAGUUCUUAUGAUGGAAUUAGUGAAGCUAAGACAAAACCAACAAACCACAAAAGCUCACCUGAAAGCCAUGGAGGCAAAGAUCAAAGGCACAGAAGUUAAGCAGCAGCAGAUGAUGAGUUUCUUGGCCAAGGCGAUGAGGAACCCAGAGUUCAUGCACCAGAUAAUGCAGCAAAGGGAGAGGAGAAAAGAGAUUGCAGAAGCCAUUAGUAAUAAGAGGAGGAGGCCUAUUGAUCAAGGCCCUAGCAAUUUGAGUGCUCAUCAUCAUGAUAUGAGCUUAGAAGCUCAUGAUUUUGCAGGUGUUUCUGGGUAUGAUAUGGAUAGUUUGGAGUUGGAAGAGCUUGCAAAGUCCAUGGAAGAAGAACCUGCAGGGAGUUCUGGUGAUAUGAUGAUGAAUUUGAAUCAAGAAUGUGGUGGGGGAGGAGGGGGUAAGGGGCCUGAUGAUGAAGGGUUUUGGGAGGACUUGUUGAAUGACAGUAAUAAGCUGAUUGAAGAGGAGAUUGGAUUGCUCAAUUUUGGAGAUUAUAGAGCAUAUGAUGAUGAUUAAAUAACAUUUGCAAAUGGACAUAGUCACAGUGUCUUUGUAAGAAUUAUAUUGUCAAAUUAUAUGACAGUGUACUUGCAGAGGAAAAGGAAGUCCAGAAGUGUCUAAAACAGCAGCUUUUUCUUCUUUUUGGGAGAUGGGAAUUCAGAACCCAAAGACACACAUCAUCAACUUGCAUUAACCUUGUCGUUUCUAGGGCUUUCAUAUGUAAAACAACUUUGGUGUUUUUCUUUAAUUAAUUUAUUAGAAUUCCUAGGCAACCUAGAAUUGUCUUAGUUAUAUAUGUAUUUAGUGCAGUCUAAUUGUGUCUAUCACGUCUAAUUAACUUUUAAGUUUUGUUUCUCCAA